This is a messenger RNA of Thamnophis sirtalis, 1272 nucleotides long. The record is from RefSeq and is a predicted model, not a curated record. Lineage: Eukaryota; Metazoa; Chordata; Lepidosauria; Squamata; Natricidae.
AUGAGCACAAACCGAAGCGCCAUCUCCUGCAACUACCACCCCGUUCCUUGCAGUUCGCACGUCCCCAACGUCAGGUCGGUCCUCCUGCAGAAGAGACUCAGCCUGGUGGAACAAGCCAGCUUCGGUGCGGUUGGGCCUCCCAAGCACCAGCCUCCUUCCUCCAACAGCACAGACAAAUUGCCUAAAUACUGCUGGCCCUCCAGGACCGACCCCCUGCCCCCUUCCCUCCUGCGGGAGUUCAACGCUCAGCUGUACCCCCCGCACGCGUUCAGCGUGCCCAACAUCAUCCACUCCUCUCGGAGCAAAACCCUCACCCGCAGCGUCAUCUCCAUGUCCGCCUCGGAGAAAGGGCAGAGCAAGCUCUGCAAACUCAUCGAAGACGACCGGCAGUUCGUCGGGAGGAACAACAAUGACCAGAGGCAACGCUACGUCACCAAAGUCGGGAAGUGUAAAGUCAACCUCGGCAACAUCCAGGAGAAGAAGAGGUUCCUCUCGGACAUUUUCACCACCAUCGUGGACCUCAAGUAUCGCUGGUUCCUCUUCAUGUUCAGCAUGUGCUACAUCGUCACCUGGGUGGUCUUCGGCGUCAUGUAUUACAUGGACGCCUGGAUACGGGACGACAUCAACCACAUCGGGGACCUCGAGUGGAAGUCCUGCAUUGAGAACAUCGACAACUUCAUCUCCGCCUUGCUCUUCUCGGUGGAAAGUCAACGGACCAUCGGCUACGGCUCCCGCAUUGUGACCGCCAACUGCUCCGAGGGGGUCCUCCUGCUGAUGGCCCAGUCCAUCAUCGGCUCCAUGAUCGACGCCCUCAUGGUGGGCUGCAUGUUUGUCAAGAUCUCCAGGCCCAAGAAGCGCGCCCAGACCUUAAUCUUCAGCAAGAAGUGCGUGAUCUCCAGCCGGGAUGGGAAGCUCUGUCUCAUGUUCCGCAUCGGAGACCUUCGGGACAGCCACAUGGUGGACGCAAAGAUAAGGGCCAAGCUCAUAAAAUCCAGGCAAACCAAGGAAGGGGAGUUCAUCCCGCUCGACCAAUCCGAACUGAACCUGGGCUACGGCACGGGGGAGGACCGUCUCUUCCUGGUGGAGCCCCAGAUCAUCUGCCACAUCAUCAACGACGUCAGCCCGUUCUGGGAGAUGUCUGCAGAGGCGCUGAAGAGGGAGCAGUUUGAGAUCAUCAUCAUCCUGGAAGGCAUCGUGGAAGCCACAGGUGAGUGUGUCACACAGCCGCCCUCCUGCGGGGAAAGACUUCGUAGGCUGCAGCCUCAGGCGUGA